Paramisgurnus dabryanus is the source of this 1084-nucleotide messenger RNA. RefSeq names its product short coiled-coil protein b (gene scocb). NCBI's taxonomy places the organism in Eukaryota, Metazoa, Chordata, Actinopteri, Cypriniformes, Cobitidae. The record is from RefSeq and is a predicted model, not a curated record. Gene Ontology annotation, cellular component: trans-Golgi network.
CUUGGCACGUGAACGGUGCGCGUAGACGAUGACGUCAGACCCGGAAAUUGUCGCGUUAGUCGCAUACUUUUCAAGCCGGUGUAAUUUUGCUUUUCUAAGUUUCGAUCAGUCUUUUUAAAGUGUGUCAAAGACAGGACGAGUACAAACUGAGACAUGGACGGUGACACCGAUAACCAGGUAGAGAUGGAGGAGAAGAGCAGACUUAUAAACCAGGUCCUUGAACUGCAGAAUACACUGGAGGACCUCUCAUCUCGUGUGGAUGCAGUAAAAGAGGAAAAUCUAAAGUUAAAAUCUGAGAAUCAAGUUCUCGGUCAAUAUAUUGAGAAUCUGAUGUCAGCGUCGAGCGUGUUUCAGACAACUGACUCCAAAAGCAAACGAAAGUAAGAGAGCCCAUCUUCAUCCAUAAACCCACACAGACCAAACGAACAAACAAACCCUCGUCAUAUAUCUGUGACCUUUAGGUUUCUAUUGGAUUCAUUUGAUCUAUGACAAAUGUUUACAUGUUCUGUAUUAUCAGUAUUUGAUUUUAUUUCUCAAUGUCUCUGUCUAAUGUUAAAUAUUACAUCCCUUUUCUAAGAUGAUGGUCUUUAAAAUAUUUGUGCUUUAUUGUACGCGUCGACUAUAAAGAAUACUUGAUCUCCUAUCAAAACAAACUAAUGACUUCAUAUGUGUUUUAUAUUUAAUUUAUUGUUGCUUUGUAGAUGAGAGAGCACAGCCGUAAUGAGAGCAAUGUUGAUCUGUUUAGUUGUCUAAAUCAGUAUUCAUUAAGAGAAAAUAAUUCCUGUCAUGUAACUGGUAGAGCACUGUGUUAAAGCAUAUAGGUGAUAUAAAUGUACCUUGUACGUCUCUUCUGAUCGAGCAUCUGCCAAAAUGCAUAAAAAUGUAAAAAGAUUUAAUACAAUUUAGGUCAUUCAGGUCAGGGAAUGAAAUCUAUAAAACCCUUGGUGCUACCAAAAGUAGUUUUCUAAAAUGCAUUACAUCUGUGUCUCUUAAUAUCUUCUAUUAUUAUUUGUAUUAUAUUAAUAUUUAAUUGUGUUUCUGUAGUAUUUGACCAUUGUUUUAAUAAAAUGAUUUGCUAUGUUUA